This is a messenger RNA of Oncorhynchus keta (chum salmon), 5150 nucleotides long. RefSeq names its product inactive phospholipase D5-like. The record is from RefSeq and is a predicted model, not a curated record. Lineage: Eukaryota; Metazoa; Chordata; Actinopteri; Salmoniformes; Salmonidae. Gene Ontology annotation, molecular function: catalytic activity. The coding region runs from base 202 to 1791 and encodes 529 amino acids. The transcript is spliced from 10 exons.
AGUGGAGCAGCCUGGCUCCCUAACUCUGCCAGCACCGACAGGCAGUGUUGCUGACUCUACUGGGGUCUGAUCCAGACGGGUCUCUUCUUCCUCCGUCAGUUUCUUCUUCCUCUUUCCGCACAACACAUGGGAUCCGUGAGCCCCAAGCCAGGGGUCUGAGCAGAGGGCUUCGCCAGCCGAGCCUGACAUGAGGGGACGGAGAUGCGCUCAGCCGGGCUGCCGACAGUGGGCUUUAUGGAGCUCCAGCUGAAGGGGGGUGGUCCCCUGGUGGUCCCGGCGAAUACCAUCUACAGCACCGUCCAGCAGCAGGACUACUCUGCAGGCGUAUGGCUCCGCAGGAAAGAGAAAAAACUGGAGCAUUCUCAGCAGAAAUGCAUCGUAAUCUUCGCUUUGGUGUGCUGUUUCGCUGUCCUGGUGGCCUUGAUCUUCUCGGCGGUGGAUGUCUGGGGAGAGGAUGAAGACGGUAUAACAGAAGAGAACUGUAACAAGAACUGCAGGGUAGUGCUUGUGGAGAAUAUUCCAGAAGAUGUCACCUUCUCUAAGAAUAGUACGGCCCACCUCACCCUCUCUGCUGGGCUGCAUAGCCUACUGGACCUGGCCGUGGCUGGUCGUUCUGUGGAGAUUGUGUCACCACAAUGGAACCUGAACUCCUCUGACAGUGAAUCAAGCUUCCUACCAUCUUCUAGGCAGGGUCAGGCUUUGCUGCAAAGACUGCAGGGGCUGAAGAAGAAGGGAAUCAAUUUGAAGAUAGCUAGUGGAAUGAUCAACUCUGUAGAGCUCAAGAGCCUCUCUCGUCUGAGUGAGGUGCACUACAUUAACAUGACGGCCCUGACCAAAGGCUUCCUGCACUCUUCUUUCUGGGUGGUGGACAGGAAGCACAUCUACAUCGGCAGUGCCACCAUGGACUGGCGUUCACUGUCCACGAUGAAAGAACUGGGGAUCAUCAUCUACAACUGUAGUUGUCUGGCACUGGACCUGCACAGGGUAUUCAACCUCUACUGGCAGCUGCAGUAUAAGGACUUUGUACCGUCCAUCUGGUCCAAGAGGCUGAGUGCCCUGUGGAACAAAGAUGAAAACCUCCCACUUCUCUUCAACAACACCAAGGCUGAUGUCUUUCUCUCUAGCUCUCCAGAUGUCUUCUGCCCUAAAGACAGGACCAGAGACCUCGACGCCAUAUCCUAUGUGAUCCAAAAGGCCAAGAAGUUCAUCUACAUAUCCAUUACAGACUACCUGCCUCUCACUAACAGGAAUUCUCACAGAUACUGGUCAAGUAUAGAUGGGAUGAUUCGGGAGGCCUUGAUCCUGAGAAACAUCAAAGUGCGUCUGUUAGUAAGCUGCUGGGAGCAGACACACCCCCUGACCUUUAACUUUGUGUGGUCCCUGAAGACCUUGUGUAUGGAGCUCCCUAACUGUUCACUGGAGGCUAAGUUCUUCAGCACCAGGGAGCAGAGAGAUGGCACGCUACAGGGAAUCAACCAUAACAGAUUCAUAGUGACAGACAGUGCUGUGUACAUAGGGAACUUUGACUGGGUGGGGAAUGAGUUUAUGUUCAACGCUGGAGCAGGCAUGGUGAUCAGUCAGGCAGAGGGGCUGAAGGAGAGGAACUCAACGUUGGUGGAACAGGUGAGGGCUGCGUUUCAGCGGGACUGGUAUUCACGCCACACCAUGAGCCUGCAGGCUAACAAGAUCCCAGUCUGCAACAAGCACCAGCUCAACCAACUGGCACAUCUCAAAAUCACUCAACCACCAGAGAGCAGCGGGAGUCAGGAGAGUCCCAAUGGCUCCUUCUGAUUCCAAAGACGUGGUGUGUUACAAGACUUUUAUGCUUUAAGAGAAAAAUAACUAUUUGAAUGCUGAAAUCGGAUACAAUUUACAACUUGUUUUUAGGUAAUAUUUGUUUUCUAUCACGUCUUCUGUUUAUUUCAUCCUCUUUCAUCCUCUAAGACAUGGGCAGGGAACUGAUGAAAUAAAUAUAUUUUCUAUUGAUUGCCAAACCUAAAUAUAGUUAAUUGUUUAAUCAAUUUUUACCAAUAAUGUCAUAAUUUAUCACAGCCUUUAAAACCCUCUCUGACCAAAACACGGUUGGAGCAGCAUGGACAGUAGUGUGGAGAUACAGUAUAUCCUAUACAAAUCUAUACUCCAAGGAUGUUUACCUUGUGUCUUCAAUAUUCGUUUUUAAAGUGCAGAAUUCCUCCAGCCUCGACCAAAUCAACAGGUGCCAUUUGUCACUUGGACAACAGCUGAUCAAAUGAAGCGAAUGGGAAAAUAACAGACAACUGCAUGUCUUGAUCUCAUCUGACUCAUAAGCUACUGACAUCUUUCAGGUGUUUAUUGUUGCAGAGUACAGACAAUUAUGCCCCAUUGGCAUCAAUCUAUUUUGGUAUUGCAUCUAAAAUCCUGUUUUGGUCUCAACUAGACUGUAUACUUGAUUAUGUUUAAUAUCACCAUGCCAGGGGUUGAUCUCGGAAUCUUAACUCAAUUUCCAGGAUUAUGAUACAUUAACCAAUUUUAAGAUGGAAAAAAAAAAUGUUGCAUAUUUUAUUCUAUUCUGUAUAUUGUCUUUGUUGGAAACACUCAAAAGGGUAGAAAUAUAUAUGUAUUCAACUUUUAAUAGAACUUUAGGCCUAUUGUGUUGUUUUAACAUGAUCAAGAAAUUGAUCUAUUACUGAAUUUUUCAUGAAAUUUACAUUUCUGUAAAAAGGUGUCUUGCUUUCUUGAUUAUAUUGGAAAGUAUUGAAAACCACCACUACAGAAACAAAACUUCCCUGGGCUUUACUUAGUUUGUAAAUGGAUAUGCUACCAUACCACUGUCAUGUGCUGUCAUAUAAUAAACAGAGAAACAGCAACAGAGGUCGAUAGCACACUAACAUUGGAAGGUGCUGAGCUGCCAUUUAAGGUCUAAGGUAUUCGUUUGGUCAAGUUACAAGACUAGACAAUGAUUUUAUCUAAUGGAAUAUUGGUAAUUGAUUCCCAAGUUCUUCAUGGAUAAUUGGGUUUCUUUCUGGUAUAACUCAGCUGGAUAAAGGUGUCUAACCAGUGGUACAACUGUAGCUCUCUUUGGAAGCAGAUGUUGACUUAUUUACCAGAUAUUGAAAAAACAGUUGUUGGAGGGGAUUUCAGAUCAAUAUCAUGAAUUUUUAAAGACUGCUAGACACCAUUUCCAGUUUCCCCUAAAGGACAUGUUUUGAAAUAAGACCGCAUGCAUUGCUUAACUUAACACUGACAGAGAAAAUAACCACAGAAUCUCAUCACCCGCAUGAUACAAGCUUUGCACCUGAUCAUAAAAGAUGAUCAACUACAGGAGUUGUUAACAUCUGUUUAUGAUUAUGUCACGCCGAUGAAUACAUUCUGUAUGUAAUAGCCUAUCUGUGGUGGUUGAUGGGCAUUAUACUUAUAUUCAUUGUAAUGUCUUAUAUCUGUAUUUUCAUUGCCUUUUUACAGUAAUAUAAUGGGAGAACACUUUCUCUAUGGUUACAGACGGUUCUCUUUGCACAUAUUCUGUUUUCAUUGGGGUUCUUUUAUAUCUGUACCUAUUCUGAUACAGGAAAAAUAUUAAUAGUAGACUGAAAAAAUAACAAUGUACUUCCUGAAAAUAUUUUGUCAGUGUUAACCAGAACAUAAAUGUAGCAUUAACAAACAUCUAUGAUGUACACUGCACUUGUGCCAGACAAUGUUCUUAAAAUAGUUUAAUCUGAGAGUAAAUAUAUGUACAACAAUUUAACCUUUAACUAUGUCAAAGGCAUCUGACUGCUUUUGGUGCAACAGUCCAGAGUGGGCUAUUUUGAAUAUUGUUUAAAGAGUACCUCAAUAUUGACUGUUUGGGGUGCUCUUUGUCACUUUUCUUUUCAGUUAUUGCUGACAAAUCUUCAGUCACUGUAUUACUCUUGAUGUAGCAAUGCUGGGAUUAACAUUGACAUAUUAUUUAAUUUAAUAGACGCUCUUAUCCAAAGCGAAUUACAUGUAUUAACCUAUACAUCGAACCCAUUAAGAACAGAUCUCUCGCAAACCAAAUUUGGGGUGAGUCCCAGAUACAAUCGAUAAACUGCCCCUGACUAACUGUUGCCACCUAGAGUUAGUUUGAGGAAAGGCUAUUUCUCUUACCUGCAAACAGGCACAAAAGAUGUCUGAAAUAAUCAAUUGUGGAUUAGACAGAUGUCCUACAUUUGAUUAGAAUUGUCUCCUGUGUUGUUUUCUCAAGAUGUUACAUUAGAUUGGUAAAUCCACAGGCUACUACUGACUGGUAAAUCUGUUCAUUAAAGGUAUGAUUGUAAUAUUAAAAUAUUAAUUGGAAGGAUACCAAUGUGGUCAAGGUGACCACAGAGUUCAUUCCAAAGCACAUUGCAUCACAUCACAACAUUGAAGACGUUAAUUUGACUACCGUCUAUUACAGUACAAUUACUGCCCUCUGGAGGACAAUAUGUCCCACCAAUUGAUUAUACACUGAGUGUACAAAAUAUUAAGAACUCCUUCCUAAUAUUGAGUUGCACACCUCGGCCCCACGAAGUGUUCCACAGGGCUGCUGGGCCAUGUUGACUCCAAUGCUUCCCACAGUUAUGUCAAGUUGGCUUGAUGUCCUUUGGGUGGUGGACCAUUCUUGAUACACACAGGAAACUGUUGUGCGUGAAAUAGCCAGCAGCGUAACAGUUCUCGACACAAACCGGUGAGCCUGGCACCUACUACCAUACCCCAUUCAAAGGCACUUAAAUAUUUUAUCUUGCCCAUUCAGCCCCUGAAUGGCACACAUGCACAAUCCCUGUCUCAAUUGUCUCAAGGUUUAAAAAUCCUCAUUUAACCUGUCUCCUCCCCUUCAUCUACACCAAUUGAAGUGGAUUUAACAAGUGAAAUCAAUAAGGGAUCAUAGCUUUCACCUGGAUUAACCUGGUCAGUCUGUCAUGGAAAGAGCAGGUGUUCGUAAUAUUUUGUCCAAUCAGUGUACAUUAUGCUAUCUCUGUUUUGCAUCUAUUUUGCUCAAUUUUGGCAUACUCACUCCUUGUAUGCCCUGCCUUUAUGAACUGUAUAGUACAAUAGACAGAGCCUUCUUUUAAAAUGAUAGAAUUUCAAAAUACAAAAGGAAUGUAUAUUUAUUGUAUAACCUUGUUGAUGCCUGUAUCUAAUUGAUACUUUUAAUUUGUACUCUUAAUAAAAAAUGU